AUGGCACCUAAGAAUAUCCUCGUUCUUAUUGCCGACGACCUUGGUCGCGAGCAAAUGAGCUGCUAUGGCGGUCCGACCUCCCUGACCCCGAACCUCGAUGGCCUCGCCGCAUCUGGCACACGAUUUACGAACGCUUUUGCUAGUACUGCAUCCUGCUCCGGCUCCCGCACCACGAUAUAUACGGGCCUCCACACCCACCAAACCGGCUCCUACGGCCUCGUUGGCGAAAUGAACGGUUUCCAAACCCUCCCACAAAUCGUCACAGCUCCCAAACUCUUCAACGACCUCGGCUACAAAACCGGCAUCAUCAACAAAGUCCACGUCGGCCCGCCAGACGUCUACCCCUGGAGCGUGCGAACAAUCGAAGAGCGGGGCGGCGAGAGCCGCGACGGCGCCAUGAUCGCCGCCCGCGCCUCGCAGUUCCUCAGCGACGCCAAAGCCGAAGCGAAGCCCUUCUUCCUCACAAUCGGCUACACAGACCCGCACCGCGCGCUCGGCACCCGCGGCGGCUUCGGCAACGUCGAGGGCAACCACUCGCCCCUCCUGCACGACCGCGUGUUCAAGCCCGACGAGGUGCAAGUCCCACCAUUCCUGAGCGAUCUACCCGAGGUGCGGCAGGAGCUCGCGGAGUACUACCGCGCGAUCCACCGCCUCGACCAGUCCAUCGGCCUCGUGCUCUCCGCGCUGGAGAAGAGCGGGUUGGGGCAGGACACGCUGGUGCUGUUUCUAAGCGACAACGGCCCCCCCUUCAUCAACUCCAAAACCACCCUCUACGACGCUGGCAUCCACCUCCCCUUCCUGCUCCGCAUCCCGGGCGCCACCCCAGGCGCCGUCAACCCGAACCUGAUCUCCUACGUCGACGUCCUGCCCACGCUGCUCGCGUACGCCGGGCACGACGACCUCAACACCGGCGCCGCAGCCGGCCCGCGCCGCGGCCGCUCGAUCCUCCCAAUCCUGAGCUCACGCGCUGAGGAGGAGGGAUGGACAGAGGUUUACGGGAGCCACACGUUCCACGAGGUGACGAACUACUGGCCGACGCGGUACCUGCGCACGGGGCGAUGGAAGUAUCAUCGGAAUGUGUGCUGGAAGCUUGAUUUCCCGUUUGCGAUGGACCUGUACGCGAGUCUGUCAUUUGAGGGGAUCAGGAAUAGCACGCCGCCUGUGAUCGGGCAGCGCUCGCUCAAAUCAUAUAUACAACGCCCCGCGGAAGAGUUGUAUGACCUCGAGGCGGACCCGCUCGAGGUAAACAAUCUCGCGGCAGAUCCGGCGCAUAAGGAGGUGUUGGUGGGUUUGAGGGCGAGGUUGGAGAACUGGCAGGAGGAGACGAGGGAUUUGUGGCUGUGGAGGGAUGGGACGGCAGUUAGGAGGUAUCGGAAUUGGGAGGGGUAUGGAAGAGAGGGGUUGACGAUUCCGGAUCGGUUUGAUUUCGACGUGGAGAGCCCGGGGACGAAAGGAGUGGGGAUUUAUGAGCUUUGA
Mytilinidion resinicola is the source of this 1476-nucleotide messenger RNA. RefSeq names its product alkaline phosphatase-like protein. Lineage: Eukaryota; Fungi; Ascomycota; Dothideomycetes; Mytilinidiales; Mytilinidiaceae. The coding region runs from base 1 to 1476 and encodes 491 amino acids. Gene Ontology annotation, molecular function: arylsulfatase activity. The record is from RefSeq and is a predicted model, not a curated record. The transcript has 3 exons.